Lycium ferocissimum is the source of this 2059-nucleotide messenger RNA. RefSeq names its product probable inactive poly [ADP-ribose] polymerase SRO5. Gene Ontology annotation, molecular function: NAD+ poly-ADP-ribosyltransferase activity. The record is from RefSeq and is a predicted model, not a curated record. The transcript has 5 exons. NCBI's taxonomy places the organism in Eukaryota, Viridiplantae, Streptophyta, Magnoliopsida, Solanales, Solanaceae. Bases 584 to 1660 code for a protein of 358 amino acids.
AAACAAAUUGCUGCCACCUCCAGAAAUAUUAUACAAAACACGUUCAGACACCAUAACUAACAUACUCAAAUUUAGGAGGUGGUAAAUUAGAGACCCUUUCAUAAACGUGUGGCAAGUAAUUGUUUGCUUCAUGCGUUUCAUCAUCAUUCUUUUUUCAUUCUUCUUUCCCAAGUAAUUGUAAUCCUACUUCUUCUUUUAUUUUUGCCACAACCCAAGUAGUGCAUAAAUUUCUACGUUAUGUUAAAACCCCAUAAUUAUUGCUUCUUUCCUUUUAAAGACACUAGAAGUUCUUUAGCUUUUUCCCAACAAUAAUCUUAUCAUGAUUCUGCUUGAGUAAUCCUACUUCCUCUAUGAUUUGCCGCAGCCAAAUAUAGUAAUUUCCAUUUUUUCUUUUUCUAAAACCACAUGAAGCUAAUUUUACUACUAGAAUUUGCUUUCUCUUCAAAGAAACCAAACUUUCUUAUUAUGGUUCUUCUUCAGCUUCAAGUUUCAAGUAGAUUUUAGCAAUUUCUGUUAUUCUUCAGCUAGAUAGAUUUACCUUUCCUAUAUACUAUUCUAAAUUAUUUGCAGACAUAAAUCUAAAAUGAAAAACAAUUUGCAGCCUCAAUUGUUGUCACUAUUUCCAGUAGAAGCAAUUCGAGAAUCACAUCCCAUCAUCAGUUACAAGAUUGAUGCUCUUCUCAAUAUGGGAAUACCCAAAACAGAGCGACCCUUUAUGGAAAGUACAAGCUCAGACACUGAUCAUCACGAAGAAAAAGUUCAAGAAUCAGCAGUUUCUGACUCUGAGAGCUGUAUUAUAAGCUCCAAUUAUCAAGACAACACGAAAUCAGAUGGUUUAAUAUGGAUUAGAGAAGGGGACAAGAUUCAUCAUAUGAUAAGUAAGAAGUUCAUUUCCGGAUUCGGAACACUUGGAUUAUCUACAAAAAUCGAAGCUAUUCACAAGAGUGCUUGCUCUAGCUUCAUGAAGAGCGCAAAGCUUCAGUCAUUCCAUAUUUUUUCCAAAGCAAUGGAGAAAAAGUGUGGAGGAAAUGCUAAUGUAAAGUAUGCUUGGCUUGGAGCCUCCAAGGAUGAAAUUGACAGCAUAUUUUCUCAUGGUUUUGGACAUCCUAUGCACAAUAAAGCUUAUGGUCAUUGUAUUUGCCUCUCUCAUGAUGAUUAUCCUGUUGACUGUCUUCAAAAGGCAACUCCUGAUAAGGAUGGACUAAGGCAUCUAUUGCUUUGUCGGGUGAUACUAGGAAGAACUGAAGUUGUUCAUGCUGGUUCAGGACAGUCUCAUCCAAGUUCUGAGGAGUUUGAUACUGGAGUUGACGAUGUACAUUCUCCUAGAAAAUAUAUUGUGUGGAGUACCAACAUGAAUUCUUAUGUCUUCCCGGAAUUUAUGAUCAGUUUCAGAGUCACUUCUCAUGUCAAAAGGGAUCGAAGGCUUUCAGUUCCUUUAAAAUCUCCAAAUUCACCUUGGAUUUCUUUUCCUUCUCUGAUUUCUGCGCUGUCAAAAAUCUUGCCGCAUAACACUGUCAAGUUGAUUAAUAAAUAUCACAGUGACUAUAAGGAGCGGAAGAUUACGAGACGCGAGUUGAUACAACAAGCUAGAAAAUUAGCAGGAGACGAUCUGUUAACUUCCAUCAUAAAAUCCUUCAACAAUAAGCAAAAUAAAGAAUAAAAUGAAGACUCAUCCGACAUCAGCUCAAUCAAAUUUCAAGAAUGGGAAAAUAGAAACUGUGGUUUGCCUAAACGGGAGUUGGAGUAAUUAUCUUGUAGAAUUUUGAGGCAAUAUAUAAAGAAUAGAAACAUCAUAGAUUUAGACACAGGACUCAGCUAAUUUUAUAUAAUGACCUGAUGAAACGGAUUAGCAGUUCUGACAUCAAUUUGAUAUGUAUUCAAUUUAGGAAGUAUUUAUUUCCCUCUAUUCCCCCCUCCCCCACCAAAUCUUUUUUCUUCUUUUUGGAAGUCUUAAGGGUCUUGCGGAGUAAUAGUCUUUUACCAUGGAGUGAUAGAUGGUUAAAAUGUUCAGUGAACGAAUGACAAUUCUCCAUCAAUUUUUCAGGCAUCUAAUUUCUUA